ACUCCGCCUUAGCCGUGACGUUGUUGCCGUGGUCUGCUGUAGAAGGUCAGGGCCGAAGAACCCGGAAUCUGAGGGAGAGCGUAGCACUUGUGAGCUGAGCCGGGGCCUUGUCUUGUGUUGGGGAGUGUUAUAGAGGCGGACAUGGACUGCUGCGCUCAUUGCUUCACGGGACAGUAUGAAGCUCCGGCCGUCUUAUGAGCGGAAAUGUAGCAGUGAGGCCAGCAAUUCAGAAGAUCAGAAUACCCUAACCAUGCAGGCAAGUUCUGGACAUGCUCAUCAGGCGGGAAAUAUCAACGGUUCCUCGGCUAGUCUUUCUCUUCCCACUGUUCGUUCACCAGCAGAAGGUUCCUGCAAUGCUGGAGAAGUGGUAAUAAAUCUCCGCCCUGCAAAUUCUGAGGGUGAAGGAAGGCCUGGCUCUCGACAUACCAGACCAACCAUACGUUUACACAGUCGGCAUGGUCAUACACACUCGAAUUCCAAUGACACGACUGGGCAAGAUGAUCCAAAUAAUACAGACAAUAGAGAAAACGGCAACAGUAUCUCAGAAGUCCUGCAUGUCUACCAGUGGCUGAGUAAAAGCUUUCCAUAUAUAUUAAUAUUUAGUGCCAAACUUCUCGUUCAGCACUUAACAGGCAUUUCUGUUGGAAUUGGUCUGCUAACAACUUUUCUCUAUGCAAACAAAUGCAUUGUAAAUCAGGUUUUUCUAAGAGAUAAGUGUUCCAAAAUUCAGUGCAUUUGGCUGCUGUUUUAUUUAUCUGGUUGCUCAGUCCUUUUGUAUUACAUAUUUUCUUCUCAGGCACUUUAUUACAGCUUGAUUUUUUUGAACCCCACUAUUGGACCUUUACAAUUCUGGGAUGUCUUGUGGGUUGUUGGUAUCACAGAUUUUAUUGUGAAAUUUAUCUUUAUGGGCCUCAAGUGUUUGGUCCUGCUGGUGCCUUCAUUUAUUAUGUCACAUAAAUGCAAGGGCUAUUGGUACAUGUGCUUAGAAGAAAUUGCACAGUAUUAUUGUAUGCUUGUGUCAACACCAGUAUGGUUCCGUUAUUUGAUUGAUUAUGGGGCCCAGACCAGUGGAGCAGAAUGGCAUUUUGGUGUUUUGUUGGCUUUGCUCUACCUCAUCAUAAAACUUUUUGUGGUUUUUGGACAAUGGAAAGCAUCUGCGGAUAUCUUGCGACUGUUUUGUACUCAGCCUAGUUAUGGAGCAGCUGCAUCUAACCGGCAAUGUUCAGAAGUUGAUGACAUCUGUGCAAUCUGUCAGGCUGAAUUUAAAAAGCCAACAGUACUUCUGUGUCAGCAUAUAUUCUGUCAAGAAUGCAUCUCACUGUGGCUCAAUAGAGAGAAGACAUGCCCAAUGUGCCGCACUGCCAUUUCUAGCCAUAUCCACAAGUGGAAAGAUGGCGCCACAUCGCUACAGCUACGCCUCUUCUAGUCUUCCUCUGCUGUGCUCUGACUGCUGAACACAAUUUCAUCUUCUCAUUAGAUUGAUUGUUUUACCAAAAACGUGUUUUAAAUCAACAUUAUUUUUUCUUUUAGAAGGGCUAGAUAUUUUUGAUGUAAACU
Messenger RNA from Nanorana parkeri, 1557 nucleotides. RefSeq names its product ring finger protein, transmembrane 1 (gene RNFT1). Gene Ontology annotation, biological process: positive regulation of ERAD pathway. Gene Ontology annotation, cellular component: endoplasmic reticulum. NCBI's taxonomy places the organism in Eukaryota, Metazoa, Chordata, Amphibia, Anura, Dicroglossidae. Gene Ontology annotation, molecular function: ubiquitin protein ligase activity. Bases 176 to 1426 code for a protein of 416 amino acids. The record is from RefSeq and is a predicted model, not a curated record. The transcript is spliced from 9 exons.